AUGAAUGGAGUAAAGCCUCCCACAGGUUCGUCCCCUUUAAAGGCACCAGGCGCAUCAUUUUCUCAGCAGGACCGAUCGAGAGAAUCUUCAACGUGCGAUUCUGCGAAAAGCUCUACCUCGAAGACAUCUACAGUGGAUGCAGAGCUUGUCGAACAAAUGUUGCGGAAAGAGCCUACAGACUAUUACGGAAUACUGGACGUUCCCUGUUCAGCCUCCGAUGACCAGGUCAAAAAAGCGUAUAAAAAGCAGGCCCUUGCAUUUCAUCCCGAUAAGAAUGCAGCUCCAGGAGCGGACGAGGCGUUUAAAAUGGUUGGACGGGCGUUUUCGGUCAUCGGAAAUCCGGAAAAAAGAAAGGCGUAUGACACGUUUGGAGCAGAGCCAUCAUGUCAUCCGGGCCCGCAUUGCAGCGAAGCAUCUUUUGUCGAUCCAGAAGAGAUUUUCAGGGCAUUUUUCCGCGAGUUUGCAUGCGCUCAGGGCGAUGUAUUUUUCUCAACCAGCUCUUUCCAGGGCGGCGGAUUUUCGUCCUUUCCUCGAAGGCGAAACUUUAGGUUUUCCACUCCAGGAAGGCAAGUGCCCACCCAUCCGCAAGAGCCGCUCACCGCUGGACAGAUCUUUGCACAGUUAGUGCCUAUUUUCGUGCUCAUUUUCCUGUCCUUUUUGAAUAGCUUGCUGACAAGCUAUUAG
Molecule: messenger RNA, 684 nt
Organism: Mitosporidium daphniae
Lineage: Eukaryota; Fungi; Microsporidia
Exons: 1
Coding region: 1-684 (227 amino acids)
Biological process (GO): cellular response to misfolded protein
Cellular component (GO): endoplasmic reticulum membrane
Molecular function (GO): Hsp70 protein binding
Source: RefSeq, a predicted model, not a curated record